Messenger RNA from Moneuplotes crassus, 2346 nucleotides. The record is from the annotation of a GenBank genome assembly. Lineage: Eukaryota; Ciliophora; Spirotrichea; Euplotida; Euplotidae.
AUGGAUAUUCCUUUUGAACGGAGCCAGCCAGACCCCCGUGCAGGCCAGAAUGACUUUAUAGUACAGCUUGAGGAAGGGACUUUUGAUGGAGCGAAGACUAUUCAGCAGUCGUGAGAGUUUAUAAUGGAGGAGUAUGUCAGAAGGGGGGAUUGGGAGGAAGUUAAGGGGCAGGAUGGACAGGAUUUGGGAGCGGCUGUGGAUUAUAAGCAAGUACAUGAGUUUUUGGAUAUGCAGACAAGUCAGUUAAAGGAGGUACUGGAUAAAAUGGAUGGAGAGAUUGUGGAGCAUGGAGUCAGUCAGAAUACAGAAUCUUUUACUUUAGAUAUUGAAGAUAUUGAGAAGAUGUACAAUAAUUCCACAAAACUGGUUAACCACAUGGAUAGGAAUAUCUCUACUUUCCUUUUUAAUGAAAAGCUAUCAGGAGGGUCUCAGACUGUGCAUGAAAGGCUAAAAUCUUUAGAUACUGAGAAGAAGAACUAUAAGCUCACCUCUGAUAUUGUAACUUUAUUUCAAAAGCUUAACACAAACUCAGACCAAAGCCUGGAAAUAAUACAUGAUCUGACUAAAAACAACAGCUAUGCGAAAGAGAUACAUAUCCUUGGUGAAAUGAGCAAGGACAUUGUCAAUUCUGACUUUAUGAUAGCUAAAGAAAACUGCAUCAGUAUGCAUAAACAAUUUAUCCAAAGACUAGAACUUGAGUUGGAAGAUCUUCUGGUUGGAAAAGGCAAAUCUGAUAGAAACAAGAAUUCACACUCUGCAAAUGCAGAAGCUCCUGUGUACAACAUGGAAACACAGAAGAUAAUCGGAGUUUUUGAGACUAUCGGAAGACUUGAAAAUGCUGUGAGAAUAUAUACAGAUUUCUUUAUAAAUGAGUUAAAAAUCAAACCAAUCUCACCUAAUGAGACUAAUGAGAAGAUUUAUAAACAGUUCAUUGAAACUGUACACGAAGAUAUCCUCAUGAGAUUACAGAGAGAAUUCUCUCUGACUAAUGGACGUUUUAAAGAAGGUUUUCCUCAUCGUGCAAGGUUCAGUAACUCAUUGCUUCACAAAUACUUAACCUGAAACUAUAAGUCAUUCAUUUUGACUUUCCUUGAAACAGAGGGGAGAUCAAAGGAAACUUUCUGCUGCAUCUUGUACACAGCUAUAAUUUCUUUCAAAAAUUUCAAACAGAAGAUCUUAUUAGUAACAAAGCAGCUUAAGAUAGGGAAUGAAACCUCGAUUGAAAACAUUUUAGAAGAGAUCUUCAUUCCUUUCAGAAAAAUGUAUUUGACCAAAGAGCAAGCUGUGCUAAGAAAUAAUGUGGGUGAGAAGUUGCAAGAGAAGAUAACAGAGAUUCAGAAAAUCAAGAUGCCAGAAAUCAUCCUUGAGCAUGAAAGAAAUUUCUUUGAUAAAAUCAAUAUUGUUGGGAAAGGACUAGGAGGCCAGGCUGAUAAAGAUAAUUUCUUCUUCAAACUAGCAAUGGUAGUUCAUACUUCUGCAUUGAUGUUGGAAGAUGAUAAUGGAGGAACAAAUCAUUCCUUAGGAAUAAGCGAAAGAGUUCUUGACAUUCCUCUUGAAGAAGACCUCGAGAAGACUGUGAAAACAAUUGUUAACUUAUACUUUGAGUUGAUAAAUAAUUACUUUAUGGAACUCUGAUCGAAGAUUACUGAAUAUUUAGACGCUAUUGAACAGGAACAAGGUAUGAUACCUGAUAAGCCUGCUGAAGAGGAAAAGAAAUUAAUAUUCUUCAAAUCAAGACACUCUGAUCAGUUAGUAUCUCAAAAAGCAAGCUACAGGCCUCCAGUUGAAUACUUCAAAUUUGUCUUUUCAUUAGAAAAAUUAGUCCAGGUCUGCAUGGGUAAAGUAACUAAGAUCUUACAAAGAAUAAGCUCUAGAAAAGAGCUGAUCAAAAAUAUCGAGGUUGACAGAGAAAGUAUCCUUUCAAACAUGGCUACUUUGAUAAAAGUGGCGAAUCAAGAAAUAAUCGAGAAGAUCAAUCUUCACUGUCAUUACAUUCUAUCUAAGUGUUUGAGAAAAUUGAAAUCAGCAAAGAAGGCUGAUAUUGUUGAAGUAAAUGCUAUCGCAAGAGAUGAAGUCAAAAGCUUUAUUCAACCCUUCUUCAAGAUUCUUUCUGACCAAGAUGACCACACUCAUAACGCUACAAGGCUUCUACAGUCUCUUGCAGGGAACACAAUUGAGACCCUUCUUGUAUAUUAUAAAAAGCCUGAUCUUGUCGUUAGUAAAAAGCCCCAGAGCUUAUCUGUAUUUAAAGAGGACAUUGUAGCCUAUAAUGAGAUAUUCCAGGACAUAAACUCAGAAAAAGUAGCAAUAAUGUAUGAGAAAUUCAAAAGACUUGUUAAAGAAUAG